CGAUGGUCGCGUAUGGCGUGCGGAGUGUAAGAGAGCUCGUUCUAAGGGUUGGCGAUAUUAUCGACUGGCUGGGUAGUCCCGCAGUGGAGCGGGCAAGUAAACACAGUGCAGUGCAGGAGACGAGCGUGUCUGCAUCAGAAGCAAGGCCGACGACGAAGAAAUCACAGAGGGAAGGAUUGGAUUGGAGAUGUGGUGCUCAUGAGGGUGCGCGUGUUCCCAGUGAUUUUUGCAUGAUUCGCGUGUUGUCCUGAUCGCAGAAGAGAAUGUCCUCCAUAUCCGCCCAGGGGGUGGUGGAGCGAGCGUCCGCGGAGCUAUCGAAACGCAUCAAUGGCCUCCGGGGCAGCAAGCAUCAUUCAGCCAAGGGCAGCGUCAUGGAGAGGGUCACGAACGUCUUCUGCGGCAGCAGCAACAACCCGGUCACGGCUCCGGAGAAACCGUCCCGUUUGCUGCCUAGAGGUGGUGGAAACAGCACGUCCACGACGACGACGACGUCUUCUGCCACCUCAAAAGCUCUCAGCAGCCACGCGAGACAGAAGCAGCAAGCUGCAGUUUCGCGCUCCUUCCUCCAGGCCCAUCUCACGUGGGAUCAGCUGAUGGCCGCCGACUGGUUCCUGAUGAAGUUCUUCCUGUACUUCAAUUCCAGCGAGCGGUGCGUGCUUGCGCAGGUGUGCUCGCUGUGGAGGGACGUUCUGUACCGGUCCCCCAGGUACUGGUCCGGUCUGGUGCCGGUCGUGCAGUGUCGUGAGCUCAGGAACUUUCAGCAGCCGGAGAGGGCCCGACUCUACGCCUCUUGGGUGUGUCGUGGCUUCCACACGCUCGGCCUCAUGGCUGCUUCCGACGAGGAUGCCCUCGAUCUGGUCAGCUCGUUCCCGCUCGCCUCCAAACACGUGCACUCCCUCAGUCUCAAAUGCUCCAGCAUCACAGACAGAGGUUUAGAGACACUGCUGGAUCAUCUCCAGUCGCUGUUCGAGCUGGAGUUGGCCGGGUGCAACGAGAUCACAGAGACAGGACUGUGGGCGUGCCUGAAUCCUCGGAUCGUUUCGCUGACGCUGACGGACUGCAUAAACGUGGCCGACGAGGCCGUGGGGGCGGUGGCUCAGCUGCUGCCCGCCCUCUACGAGUUCUCCCUACAGGCUUACCACGUCACGGACGCCGCUCUCUGCUACUUCUCGCCGAAGCAGAGCAACUCCCUGAACAUCCUCCGCCUGCACUCCUGCUGGGAACUAACCAAUCACGGCGUCGUCAAUAUCGUCCAUUCUUUACCCAAUUUGACGGUGCUCAGUCUGUCCGGUUGCAGCAAGAUAACCGACGACGGCGUCGAGCUGAUAGCCGAAAACCUGCAGAAGCUGCGAUCCCUCGACCUCUCCUGGUGCCCCAGGAUCACCGAUGCUGCCUUGGAAUACAUAGCCUGCGAUCUCAAUCAACUCGAGGAGCUAACACUAGAUAGAUGCGUCCAUGUGACCGAUAUUGGUGUGGGUUACAUCUCGACGAUGCUCUCCCUGUCGGCUCUAUAUCUGCGCUGGUGUUCGCAACUCAGGGAUUUCGGUCUGCAACACCUAUGCGGCAUGCGAAAUCUGCAGAUCCUAUCGUUGGCGGGUUGUCCGCUCUUGACAUCAAGUGGAUUGUCCAGUCUCAUACAGUUGAGGCACAUGCGAGAACUGGAGCUCACCAAUUGUCCGGGAGCUUCGAAAGAACUCUUCGACUACCUUCGGGAGCAUCUGCCGCGGUGUCUCGUUAUCGAAUAAUCGAUUUGUAUGGAGAAGAUACGAGAUGGGUUGCAAACCUUGAUGUCCACUUCAGCAUUACAUAGGGAAAAAAACGUAAUUCGAGCAAACUUUAGUCGAAGACGCUUACAACUCACCACGUAAUUGUUCAAAUGGAAGUAAUGUGAUGAGAAUGUCAACCGGAGAAGCGUAUAUUUUUAUAGAAUAGUGAGAAUAUAUCUAGGAGACGCAACCCAAUCCGAAACGAAGACAUUGUCCUCAGAGGUCAUCAAAAAAGUAAAUAAAUAAAACCUCGAGCGCAAAUCGCGUCUCGCGAAUAUCACCCGUCGAUGUGCUAGUUUCGUGCAAUAACUAAUAUCUUGGAAUAUUAACUUGUAAGUCCUUAAGAGAAACGUGGAGCGCGUAUUUUUUAUUUGUAAAUGUACAAUCGUGAUUAGGUUCCCCCACCGUAUUUCGUUCUCUUUCACUUAUUCAAGAUGUUUCUUUUCCUCUCUUUCUCUCCCC
This is a messenger RNA of Nicrophorus vespilloides, 2228 nucleotides long. RefSeq names its product F-box/LRR-repeat protein 16. Bases 264 to 1745 code for a protein of 493 amino acids. The transcript is spliced from 5 exons. Gene Ontology annotation, molecular function: protein binding. The record is from RefSeq and is a predicted model, not a curated record. Lineage: Eukaryota; Metazoa; Arthropoda; Insecta; Coleoptera; Silphidae.